AUGCCACCUCGACGCGCCUCCAAGGAUGCCACUGCCUCUCAGCAACCUCCAACAACGAACCCAUACAACCUUCGAUCGCUUCAUAUUCCACGUUCUAUUCGACCGGGGGAGAGUUUUGAUGAAAGGCACUAUAAAACUCGUCAAGACGCUGCGAAGAAAGCAAAUAGUCAUCCCAAGCGGCCAGCACCUUCAGGAAGGAAACCUACUACGUGGUCUCCUUCCAAAACGCCUUCUGCAAAGCGAGUACGGUUCGAUAUAACGUCUUCGAGAGACGCUCCAGACAGUUCAGUGGAAACUACACCUCUCCGCGCACAGUCUAAUGCACCAAGGGAUGAGUCUAUUAUUGCAUCCCUGGAAGCAGAUACUAAUGAGGAAACCGAUGACAACGAAGAUAGCGUUAGUGAGGAUGAUGAUCUUCCCGCGGUGGUUCCAGGUAGACCUCCAGGUUGGAAUAUGGCCGAUUAUUUGAAUGGUGAAUAUGACGAAGAGAAUCGCUUGCUGCGUGAUACGCCAUUAAGCGAGUCAACACCAUUCAAUUCGCUAGAUAUCGAGAUAGCAGCGACAAACCUUUAUAACGCGAAGGAGGAUUUCAAAAAACUCAGCGCUAAACGACGUAUCAAGGUCGCCGAGCACGCUCUUCGUGAGGCCCGGGAGGAUAUUAGUAUUGUCAACACGUCUGAUAUCCAGAACGAAUUUAAUCAUGAAAUUGGCCAGCGUGAUUAUUCGAUUGGCAUUGAUCUGAGAGUCCAUAUUAAUAAGCGAAAAAUCAUCAGUCAAACACUCCAUGAUAUGACUCGACGUUCAUUUGAUCUUGGUGUAGUAGAAGAUUAG
Molecule: messenger RNA, 831 nt
Organism: Talaromyces stipitatus ATCC 10500
Lineage: Eukaryota; Fungi; Ascomycota; Eurotiomycetes; Eurotiales; Trichocomaceae
Exons: 2
Coding region: 1-831 (276 amino acids)
Source: RefSeq, a predicted model, not a curated record